Messenger RNA from Penicillium bovifimosum, 1059 nucleotides. RefSeq names its product zinc-dependent alcohol dehydrogenase. Bases 1 to 1059 code for a protein of 352 amino acids. The transcript is spliced from 3 exons. Lineage: Eukaryota; Fungi; Ascomycota; Eurotiomycetes; Eurotiales; Aspergillaceae. The record is from RefSeq and is a predicted model, not a curated record. Gene Ontology annotation, molecular function: zinc ion binding; oxidoreductase activity.
AUGGCAAAUUCCAUUCCCCUUCUACAACAAGCCGCCUUGGUACAAGAUCCGGGCGAGCACGCAAGCAUCAAGCUUGCGCAUAGCAUACCUGUCUCAAAUCCAGGAAGACAUGAGGUUCUGGUGAAAUUGACCUGCACCGGACUCUGUCGCUCUGAACUUCGCGCCGUCUUAGCAUGGGGUAUCUACAACUCCAUCAUCGGACACGAAGGAGUCGGCACAGUAGUGAAAACAGGAGAUGAAGUCCCAGAGUCCCUUCUUGGAGAACGCGUCGGCGUCAAAUGGCUAUACAGUGCGUGCAACGAAUGCUCCGUCUGUAAGCGAGGGUUCCCGCAUAACUGCGCACAACAGCUCAAUACAGGUCGCCAUGUCCCCGGAACACUGCAGCAAUAUGUCAUUACGGAUGCGCGUUUCCUAACCCACAUCCCAGAAGGCGUGGCGGAUGAGAUUGCGGCCCCGUUGCUCUGCGCCGGAUUGACUAUGGUCGGUGCUUUAUCCAAGCUUGACAACGAAUUGCAGGCUGGUGACUUUAUUGUUAUCUCGGGAUCUGGCGGAGGUCUGGGCCAUAUCGGCGUGCAGAUUGCGGCGAGGAUGAAGAACUUGCGUGUUAUCGCCGUGGAUAGUGGAGAGGGGAAGAGGGCGCUUAGUUUGGAGUCUGGGGCGGAGGUCUUCUUCGACUAUCGCACAGAGGAUGUUAUAGCUCGAGUGCAUGAGUAUACUGGCGAGGGAGCACAUGCAACUAUCGUGGUGCCGGGAACAGAGGAAGCGUUGAAGAUGGCUCCUGACCUUGUGAGAAACAUGGGAUUCAUUGUGAAUGUUGGGCUUCCGCGGAAUGACUUGCGCAUCCCCCUUUCGGCAACGCUCUGUACGGCGAGAGGACUUACCUUCAUAGGGUCCUCCGUUGGUACUGAGGACCAGCUGGCUGAUUUAUUGAAAGCCGCAGCUGCUGGAAAGAUAACCCCAUCGAUCGAAUCCUUUGAUUUCUCUGACGUACCGACUCUGAUCGAGGCGCUGAAGAAAGAUGGUAUCACGGGAAGGGCGGUAGUUACAUUACCGCAGUAA